Fusarium poae is the source of this 231-nucleotide messenger RNA. RefSeq lists its product as uncharacterized. The coding region runs from base 1 to 231 and encodes 76 amino acids. NCBI's taxonomy places the organism in Eukaryota, Fungi, Ascomycota, Sordariomycetes, Hypocreales, Nectriaceae. The transcript has 4 exons. The record is from RefSeq and is a predicted model, not a curated record.
AUGCCCGUUCCUUUUGAGGCUCUUCUUCCCUAUGCCAUCAUGAUUGGUAUGUUCGGUAUCUCUGGUACCGGUCUUGCCGUCAUUAAGAACAUCCAAAACGAGGGCAAGCGACCUCUGAUGGAACGUGACCGUCGUCUCACGGGGACUCUACGAGGACAAACAGACAAGCCCGAGGCACCCCUAGGGUUCGAAUUGAACAACCCCUGGAAGCUGGAAACACGCUUUUCCUAA